UUCAUGUGCUAGCUGGAACUGAGUCUUCAUCCAUACGUCAAGAGAGUGGUAUCAUGUCAGCCAACGUUGGAGACACAGUGAUUUUGCACUGCUUUCAUGAAAGCGACAUGGCAGUAUUGUUCUCUUGGUACAAGCAAACCUUGGGAGUUAGACUUCAGCUCUUCUCAACUGUCAAUAAGUUUGAAAAGAAUGCAACAUUCUACCAUGAGUUUAAGGAUAACACUCGCUUCUCAGUGGAAAAUGGCCAAGAAAAGAAUCACCUAAGGAUCUCACACAUGCAGCUGUCAGAUUCAGGCACAUACUACUGUGGGAGCUCUUACAGCAAUAAGAUGGAGUUUGGAGAAGGAGCCAUUCUCAUUGUAAAAGGUAAAAAUAACAUUAUUUUUUAAAAUAUGAAUUUAGAGAUAUAAUGUGUAAGUAUGAGGUAUUCUCUUAAGCAGAUGAGAUUUUAUUUUAACAAAUGAUCAGUUAGAACAAUUGCUACCGUGAUAUUCUAGAAAUGAUGUGGGUUAAUUCACCUUUUUGUCAGUUUCAGAGUCCAGAAACAUGACUGUGCUCCAGCAAUCUGUGUCUGAGUCAGUCCAGCCAGGAGACUCUGUGACUCUGAACUGUACAAUACACACUGAGACCUGUGCAGGAGAACACAGUGUCUAUUGGUUCAGACAUGGCUCAGGAAAAUCCCCUCCAGGAAUCAUUUACACCCAUAGAGACAGGAGUGAUCAGUGUGAGAAGAGCCCUGAGACUGGGUCUCCUACACAGAGCUGUGUCUACAACCUCCACAAGAGGAACCUCAGCAUAUCUGAUGCUGGGACUUACUACUGUGCUGUGGCCUCAUGUGGGGAGAUACUGUUUGGGAAAGGGACCAUGCUGGACAUUGAGAGUAGGUUAAAGAGCUAAAAUGUUUUUUAAUCAAAGUUAUUUACAUUGCAGGUGAAGUCUCAAUCCAAAGUCUCUUAAAAAAGACAUACUUUCAGACUAGACAAUCUACAGAAAUAUAUUAUCUAUAUUUAGUUCUAUCUAUCACUGUUUUAAUCAUCACAGACCAUAGAGCAGACCCUCUUCUCUUGGUGUACUGCCUGGGUGUAGCAUUGGCUCUUUCGUUCAUCCUGAUCAUUAUCCUUGCUUACAUCAUGUACAAGAUGAACAAGAGAAAGUGCAGAGGUAAGUGAUUAAAUGUUGCUAUUCUUUGAUAUCACCAUCUCUAGAUGUAGCAAAAGUGGAAGACUUGGAUUUAUAUUGUUUUGUGUCGUUGUUCUCAGAACUGGUCUCUCAGACAAGAGGUCCUACAGUUUCCCGGUCAGGUGCAGGGGUAAGCAGGAAUCAUUUUGUGUUGUAAUGAAAACACAACCUCAGUCAGCUUGCAAAAAAUUAUUACAUUUAACGUUAAAAAUGCUGUUCUGUUUCUUACAGGCCCAAGAUGGAGACAGUCUCCAUUAUGUAGCUCUGAAUCUGAGCAACAAGAAGAACAGGUCUAGAAGACAGAGAAGCAACAUGGUGGAGGAGAUGGUGUACUCUGGGAUUAGACAGUAGAACUGGAUGAAUGACACAGUUGUCAUGUUAUGCAAGAUAGCUCUUUAUUAACUAGAUAUAUGUGAAUGCUUCAGUACUCUUUUAAGUGUAAUACAAAGUACAAAUAAUUGAACGCAUUGCUUCUCUGUCCAAGUCAUUUUACAUUUGAUUUGCAUGUGUAAAGAAAACAAAGCAUUUCCAACUGCUAAACCAAAUUAAUUAGAAUAAGUUGAACUCAAUGCAUUCUGUCCACACACCACUGUGGUCAUAGUGGAGGGUGUUACUGUGACUUUCCACUAUUGGAAACUAACCUUUCAUAUACUUUUAACACAGGAAGACUAACCUGCAGCAACACACUGCAAUCUACUUUCCCUCUCAGGGCCAAAGUACUGUUCACACCCGUUAGUGCAACACUGGUCUCUACACACAGUGCUUAUAAUGUAAAGGUCAAUGUCUUCUCAUUUAUGUAAAGUCAGUUAGUCCCUUGCAUCAUUUCACAGUAAAUAUCAUGCAGUUGUAGUAUAGGAGGUUUCUUCUUUGUUUUCUCUUUAAGACAUAGGCCUACUUAUUGCAUGACACACACCCCCUCACAUACACAGCAAUGUAUUUAAAUGUACUCUGAUGUCUGUUAUGAACAAAACACGAGGCUGUAGUUAUUCUACGCAGGACCCUCUCAGUCUUUCUUUCUCUCUCUCUCUCUCUCUCUCUCUCUCUCUCUCUCUCUCUCUCUCUCUCUCUCUCUCUCUCUCUCUCUCUCUCUCUCUCUCUCUCUCUCUCUCUGUCUCUGUCUCUCUCUCUCUCUGUCUCUCUCUCUCUCUCUCUCUCUCUCUCUCUCUCUCUCUCUCUGUCUCUCUCUCUAUCUAACUCUGUAUGUCUCUCGCUGUCUCUCUCUAUCUCUCUUCUCUCUCUGUCUUUGUCUGUCUCUCUCUCUCUGUCUCUCUCUCUUCAUCUCUCUCUCUCUAUGUGGUUUCAGCAGGAUAUCUCAGUGGUAUCAGUUAGUUGUAUGACAUACUCUUUUGCUCUUCAUGUUGCCCUUUUUAUCAACAAUAGAACACUAUUUUUAUGAGGGAUGUAGUUAUCUAUACAUAGUCUACUGAAAUCUGUGAAAAACCACAAUUAACUAUUUUUUAGGUCAUUUGACCUAGAGAUCUGAAGUACGUAGUUAAACACAAACCAUGGUUUGAAGUGGGAUGUAAAGUGUCAUCAUCAUCUGGGCCAAGAAGAAAUAGCCUCCUUCUAAUUAUAUAAUGGGAGGGCUUUUAUUCGUCCAUACAUUAGAGAAUAAAUAGUAUAUGAGAUUCUGCUGGUUAAGCAACAACGUUUCCUGUUUCUCUGUGUUAUGAAGUGAAUGUGUGGUAGUCAUAGAGGCCCUAGAGGAUGACAGGGUCAAGACAUGUGGCCAACCAGGUCCCAACUACUGUAUGACUCCCUUGGACCAUAAUGGCAAGACAAACAUUAAGUAAAGGGAUCCAUUGACUCUUGCUGUUGUGCCACUUACUUUGGGUGGACAAGCCCUCUGUUGGCCUGCUUCAGUACAUAGUAUUGUAGACAGCAUGAGCUGUAGUUAGACCUAAUAAAGGAUAUAUCCACAGUAGUCACAUUGUUUAAAAAAUACAUCUGAACAUCCACAUAUUCAAACUUGCUAUGUGAUAAAGUUGUGCAACACAGAAUCAAGCUGUACAACAACUUGAAAGGACAGUGUUUGUUCCAUUCAUGGCCUACUGGACGGCCCAUCGAGUGUUCAGCCAAUCAAAUCUGACCAUCAAAAUCAGACGGUACCUGAGAUCAACCAAUGAACACAAAUGCAAGUUUCCGUUCUUUUCUGUAGAAAGACUGCAUUUUACACAGGUCAAUCUCGUCCCGUGAAGGAGCAGGCAAGACGAAUAAGCUCCUCACCUUUUUUUAAAUCUGGAAAGCAUGGAAGUAACAUCUAGCUCAAUUGACUAAUGUUAUACAUGUUUACUUUACAUUUAAAGUGCUUACUAUAGACGUUUGGUAAAUGUUUUAAAUGUAGUAAAUAUAGUUGUUUUUUCAGGUGCAUUUCCAACACCAGUUAUUGUUCAGCCCACCUCUUCCCAGAAAGCAAAGCUGGGAGGCAAUGUGACUAUUGAAUGCCACAUGACCAGUGAGAACACAAACUACAUGGUAAGGUACAAACUCACCACCGGCAUGGUGCUUCAGUACAUCGCUAAAUCUUCUAAGUACCUGAGUGAUGUGCUAUUCUACAAUGAAUUUGAUGAUGGG
Molecule: messenger RNA, 3753 nt
Organism: Coregonus sp. 'balchen'
Lineage: Eukaryota; Metazoa; Chordata; Actinopteri; Salmoniformes; Salmonidae
Source: the annotation of a GenBank genome assembly